AUGGACUCGCUGCACCUUUAUGACUCGCUUCCACCUGUUUCAGAUAUACCGGUUCUCUCUCUUAGCCAGUUGUUUUCAAUACGAGAUAAUAUUGCAGAACACCGAAACUAUUGUUCAUUAGAAUUUGCUAGGGAAUACAACAAAUUUUUCGACUGGUGCACUCAUCUUAAGUGCUUUGAUGAAGAUGAACCAUGUAACUUAAGCGACAGUGAAAUUGAAGCAGCUAAGUUAGUCUAUUGUGUCUCUCGCAUCUCACUUUACCUUGCGUAUCUUCGCAUUGUGCCUUUAUGUUCCGUUGACAUGCUUCGAUCAUCUGAAGCUAAAAAAACAUAUGAUGUCGCCGGAUCUACUGAUAUUAUCAACUCAUCCGUAUCACUAUCUACAAAAACUACUCCUGGAACUUGGACGACCACCAAUGCCUCAGUUACUCAUGCAAUUUCAGAGUAUGCAUCCUUGAUUUCUACCUCCACGUUGGCAACUGAGAAAAUUGUUUCGGGAGAAAAACCUCAUCCUGUCUUUGACCUUAUGCAAUAUAUUGGCUAUAAUGGAACUAAGUGUUACGAUGACCAUCUCUGUGAUCAACCCCAGACUGCCCAACUCAAACAUUCGCUUUUGGGCGUGAUCUGCUUUCUCUUGUGUCUUUUCGGCACCGUAACUAAUCCACUCCUACUGCCUGCUUUCAAUACUCGUGCCAACCGUUCUGGCGCGACAUUAUACUUGACUGGGAUGGGUGUCUGCGACACGAUAUAUCUUCUAGUGACUACUUUUGCUGUUGUACUGCGUCACAUUCCAGCUGCAUUUCCUGACCAGAUGGAGAUGUAUGCUCGCAUCAGCGGCUAUCUUGUUCCAACUGGUCUGCCAAUCAUGCUCUUCUGCGAGCUCACUGUGGUACGUAAUGUUCUUUCAUCGCAAUUAUUGUUCUUUUCAUAUCAAGAUUAUGUUAGUCGGCCACUAUUCUACCUCAUUUUUGACAUUUACUUAAGCAAAUCAACAUUGCUGUAG
This is a messenger RNA of Protopolystoma xenopodis, 1002 nucleotides long. NCBI's taxonomy places the organism in Eukaryota, Metazoa, Platyhelminthes, Monogenea, Polystomatidea, Polystomatidae. The record is from the annotation of a GenBank genome assembly.